Messenger RNA from Ceutorhynchus assimilis (cabbage seed weevil), 2234 nucleotides. NCBI's taxonomy places the organism in Eukaryota, Metazoa, Arthropoda, Insecta, Coleoptera, Curculionidae. The record is from the annotation of a GenBank genome assembly.
CGAUAAUGGAAUAGUAUGUUUUCCGACUUUUCUGAAUAAAUUAUUUAUUUUUUUAUUAUGAUUUUUCAUGGAUCCUCGGUCAUAUAAAAUAUGAUUGAGGCGCACAUUGACAAUAAACAAUAUAAAUAUGUCGUUUUAACAUAUCAAAAAAGUUAGUGUUACCUACGUUUUUACAAAGAAUGUGAAAGAUGGCUUCAAAUUCCUACAGGGUGGAAUGGGUGGAAAUAAUAGAGCCCAAAACUCAGGAGCAUAUGUAUGCCAAUUUGGCUACAGGAGAAUGUGUAUGGGAUCCUCCUGAAGGUGUUCCUGUAAAGCGUACAGACUCUAACCAGUGGUGGGAACUUUUUGAUCAAAAUACUGCUAGGUUUUACUAUUAUAAUGCUACGUCACAAAGAACAGUUUGGCACAAGCCCUCCAACUGUGACAUUAUCCCUUUAGCCAAAUUACAAACUUUGAAACAUAACACUGACUGUAGUCCAGCUGUUACAAGUAAUCAGGCUACACAAACCGGCCAUCCCUCUGAGAGAGGACAGGCAUUAAGCUUGUCUGCUAGCACUCCUCAAUUACGCCGAAAACCAAGUGACUUAUGUAGAAGCAGUAGUUUCAGCCAAAGAGGCGCAGAGGCCCCACUAUAUUCAAAUUGGCAUGACUCUCAUCUACUACCUUUAGAACAUUUUUUACUUAAUAAUAGCAGAGAAUCUGAUAGUGAUCAUUCAGAUAGCGGAAGUGAAUCUUUGACUGGUCAUGAACCUGAUAAUGAAGAUUCAGACCAAUCAGAAGGCAGCUACUUACCUCAUAGGCUCUCUCAUAGACAAGUGGAAUACCUCAAUUUGCCCACCGGUGUUACAGCAGAACGAACAGAACGCGAAAGGGAAUGUCCACCUACUCCACUUCUUAAGCCUCUUGCCGAACCUCCCUUACAACCUGAAAGAGAGGCUGAUAUGGAAAAAUUCGCUGCUGAUAAUUUGAAUCUAGGAGGUAGGGGCUUGUUUAGAAGGAAGGCCAGUGUCCGAGAUCUGCUUAGUUGGACACAAAGGAGCCUCCAGAGGCCUCUAUUAGCAUCUAGUAAGCCUGUGUACAAACAAGCUUUGGAAAUGUUCAGGCAAGUGCAGAUGUAUAUGGGAGAUCGCAAGGCCCGUCCAGGUAUAUCUCUGAAUUCUCUUCUAAUGGAAAUCUUGGGUACUGCUCACUUGCAAUCUUUGUUGCGUGACGAAUUAUUUGUUCAGUUAUGUAAACAAACUACUGAGAAUCCUAGAAGAGAGUCACUGUUGCGUGGUUGGGAAUUGUUAACCAUCGCUCUCGCGUUUAUACCUCCUAGUCCAGUGUUCCAGCCUGCUUUGUUAGGGUACCUGAAUAGGCAUAGAGAUCCUACAUUUUCGCGCGUUUUUCCUGAUGUUAACCGAUGGCCUAUACAUGUACAGGUCAAUCACUAUGCUACAGUAGCGUGCCAGCGUUUAGAAAGAAUUGGUGCAGGGGGCAAACGUACAGCUAAAAGGCCUCAAAUGGACGACAUAGAGUCAGCUAGAAAACAAAUAUUCCAAGCUAGUCUUUUUGGGAACACUUUGAGGGAGGUGAUGCAGCUUCAGUCAGGUAGAUGGCCCAAUAGAAGGUUACCUUGGCCACAAGUCGAGCUUUCCAUGCAAGUUUUAAAACUGCAAGGACUUCAAACUGAAGGAAUAUUUCGCGUGUCAGCUGAUGUAGAUGAAGUUAACAGAUUAAAAGGCCAAAUGGAUAAGUGGGAACUUAGUGAACCAAGUGAUGCACAUGUCCCUGCAAACAUGCUAAAGUUAUGGUUAAGGGAACUCUAUGAGCCAUUAAUUCCCGAUUCGCUCUAUCCUGAGUGUGUGGCCGAACCUAUGACUUCUAGACGAGCUUGCGAUUUAGUCCUGCGUUUACCUACCCUGCAUAGAUUAGUAUUAUGUUAUUUGGUUCGAUUUUUACAGACCUUCAAUAAACCCGACAUUAUACAGCAUACCAAAAUGGAUGCUUCGAAUUUGGCUAUGGUGUUCGCUCCCAAUUGUUUAAGGUGUAUGGCUAGCGAUCCCCGUACAAUGUUUGAUAAUGCUCGUAAGGAAAUGGCUUUUAUGAGAUGUCUUAUACAAGACCUCGAUACAGAAUGUGUUCGAGAUAUGAUUUGACCUCAGAUUUUUCUUUGUAUAUUUAUACUAUUAUUAUAAUUGAUGUAUAAUUUUUUAUUUUCAAUAAUAGAGAUGCGUCUUGUGUUUUUUAUUGUG